AUGAAGAUUAAAUUGUUGAAUGAUUUAGACAUUAAGAAUGGCAAAAAAGCGUUAGAAGUUUUGAAAAAUAAUACACGCAUAUUUCAAAACUGGAAUGUCUAAGAGUUGAGUGAUUUAUCAGAAUAUAUGCGCUUUAUUAGUUUUACAAAGAGUACUCCUCUUGCAAAAAAGAACGAAUCAGUAGACUAUUUCGGUAUAAUAAUUUCUGGUAGAGCAUUAAUUUCUUCAGAGGGAAAAGUGUUUGGUUAUUUAGAAACUGGAGAUAUGAUAGGAUAUUUAAAUUUUGCAAAAAUAUAGAAUACAUAAACACAUUUUUUUGAUAUUAAUGGUGAAAAAGAGGGAUUUAUAGCUGCAAUAAGAAUAGAGGAUUAUAAAACUAUGAGUAAAAAAUCACCUAAAAUAGCAUUUAAACUAUCUUAAGUAAUUACUAAAAAGGCUUUUGAUACUGUCCACUUUUAAUACAGAAAUGAACAUUUACUGAACGAUAUUUAGCCUACUCCUUCUAUCUUACCACCAAAAAGAAUAGUUGAUAUGUUUGAAAAAAGUCCUGCCUUUUAAGGCCUUAUCAAGAGAAUGGAAAAGAGAGAUCGCUCAAACUUUCUAAAAUUUGCUCAACUUUACGAAUUUAAUCCAAAGGAUCUGAUUUGCAGAAGAAGAAGUAGAUGCCACUAAAUGAUAUUCCUUUUAAAGGGAGAGUUAUUAGAGUUUAAUCAUGAAGACGAUAGUGUCACUUCUUACAGACCUGGAGAUAUUAUAGGACUUAAAGAAUUUUAUUUAGAUCUUUCCUGGACAUCAAAUAUUAUAGCUAAAUCUGAAGGUUGUUACUUAGUGCUUAGAAGUGAGCAUUUAGAAGAUAUAGCUCUUGAAAAUGGUGGAAGUGCUAUUAAUCUUUACAAUCUUUUCGCCUCAUACGAAUGUGAUAAAAUCAAAGCAGAAUAUGAAAAAGAUUUUAAAGACCAAUUUUCAAGUGAUUUUAGAUUUAAGUUUAUGCCCUCUGAAACAUAAAAAAAUAUAGUCAACUAAGAAAAAAGCUUAGAGCUAGAAAAGGAAAAACAAUUAAAGGAAUCUGAUCAAAUAACUUUUAAAAAGAAACCUAAAGAUGAAAAAAAAGUAACUUUUACAGGGAAUGAAAAAGCAGAAGAUUUUAUGAUUUCUAAUUUCUUAGAAAUAGAUGUUGAAAAAAAGAUAGAUUAAAUAAGUAUGACCUCUGAUAAAAAUAAAGAAAAUUUAGAAUCAUAUAGAGUCAGUUACGAUAUAGCUCCCUUAUAUUUACAUGAAAUACAUGUUCAUUAUAUAGAAUAACCUUAAAAUGCUUAAGCAAAGCAAUAAGGUGGUUAAUAAGGAGGAAUAGUGCUUCCUCAUGAAGGAAUCUCCAUUCUUUUCAGAGAAAAAUUGGAAAAGUAGUCUUUAGCUUUGUAAAGACUAAAGCAAGAGCAAAGAUAGUAAAGAAAGAUGGGAGACUAAGGAGUAACUGAAAACAAAAAACUUACUACCAAUGAACUCAUAGCCUAGCACAAUGAAGAAUACGAAGAGCUUAAGAAUGAAAUGGCAAUAAUAGAUUAAACUAAACAAGAGCUCGAAAGAAUGCUGGGAGAAGUAAAAGAUGAAAAUAAAAAAUUAAGAUUAGAAAUUAAUAAAUUAAAUGAGGUUAACAUUUUGUUAAAUGCCAAGGUAAAUAAGAAUUUGGUUCAAAGAGAGCUUGUAAAUAAAGAUAUAUUGAAUCAAGGUGCCUACGCUACUCUUGGAAAAUAAGGAAGGUCAAUUAAGGAUUCUUUCCAUACUGUGUUAGAUCAGUAGUUGCGUCUAAAUAGAGGGUAACAAUUGGCGGCUAAAUGUGCUUAUAAAUGGCUAAACCAAACCAAAAAAAAUAUACUAAAAAAGAAAACGAUUGUUUUUUGA
Molecule: messenger RNA, 1899 nt
Organism: Tetrahymena thermophila SB210
Lineage: Eukaryota; Ciliophora; Oligohymenophorea; Hymenostomatida; Tetrahymenidae
Product: cyclic nucleotide-binding domain protein
Exons: 9
Source: RefSeq, a predicted model, not a curated record